AUGGCCGAAUCGGAGAACAAUUAUCAUCAAAUGUUUCGAGACUUUCAGCUGCUGCUGCAGCAGCAGCAAGAGCUGCAUCAGCGGCAGCUGCAGCAACAACAAGAGCAACAGUUGCAGCAACUGAGGGAGGAGCUCCUCCCUCAGCAACAAGAAUGGCAGCAACCGGGGGAGGGGCCCCUCCCUCAGGAACAAGCUAUGGAAGCGGAGGAAUCCAAGGAGGCGAAGCCACCGCGAAAUAUGUAUUACAGAUUAUUCUUUAUUAUACUAUGA
Osmia bicornis bicornis is the source of this 270-nucleotide messenger RNA. Its product is annotated as putative mediator of RNA polymerase II transcription subunit 29. The coding region runs from base 1 to 270 and encodes 89 amino acids. Lineage: Eukaryota; Metazoa; Arthropoda; Insecta; Hymenoptera; Megachilidae. The transcript is spliced from 2 exons. The record is from RefSeq and is a predicted model, not a curated record.